AUUGUAUAUAACAAGACAAAAAUAUGGAUUAAUGACAAUAAUAUAAUACUAUGAAAUAUAACAAUAAAUAUUGUAAAAUAUUAUAAAGAAAAGAGAAAUAUUUUCUUUUAGUAGAAUGAGUUUCAACAAAGUAAAAGAAAUGAUUGAAGAAGGAGAUGUAGUAAUUUUAUAUUUAGGACCUAGUAAUAUGCAUUCAUUAGAAAUAACACAAAAAAUUCUCAGUAAAAAAGGUCAAAUGGUUGAUAAUGUUUUUCAAACAAUAUAUGGGGCUCUCAAAGUUUUUUCCCUCGUUGGACAGAAGUAUGGUACUAAGGUUCAACUUUCACGUGGAUGGGGAUAUGUAUUACAACCAACACCAGAACUUUGGACAUUAACAGUCCCUCAUAGAACUCAAAUUAUCUAUAGCCCUGACAUAAGUCUUAUUAUAUAUUUAAUGGAUUUGGCACCAGGAAGCAUAAUUAUUGAGACAGGCACUGGAAGUGGCUCUCUUUCACAUGCACUUAUUAGAGCAAUUCGUCCUCAUGGCCAUCUCUAUACAUUUGAUUUUCAUGAACAACGUGUAAAUGUUGCAAAAAUAGAAUUUGAAAAACAUGGUCUAAGUAAAUUUGUAACUUUAAAUCACAAAGAUGUAUGUAUGGAAGGAUUUGGAGAACAAUUAAGAAACAAAGCAGAUGCAAUUUUUUUGGAUCUUCCACAUCCAUGGUUGGCAAUUGAGCGUGCAUUAUGUGCUUUAAAAGAAUCAGGUGGGAAACUUUGCUCUUUUUCUCCUUGUAUUGAACAAGUUCAACGAACUUGUGAAAAAUUGACAUCAAUUGGAUUCAUUGAAUUGAAAACAUAUGAAUGUUUACAAAGAGAAAUGAAUGUACAAUACAAGAACCUCCCUAUAUUGGAUUUAGAGUGUUUAAAACAUGAGCAUGUAAACAAAGAUAUGGCACAAAAAAAUGAAAAUGAAAAGCAAGAACAAACAAAACUUCUUACAGUCACGCAUGCUCAUUCUUUACCUGGUCAUACAGGAUUUAUUACAAUUGCUACGCUACCUCCAGUUUAUGCGCGAAAAACAGAUCUAAAUUUAGAGUCCAAAGACUGA
Molecule: messenger RNA, 1087 nt
Organism: Osmia bicornis bicornis
Lineage: Eukaryota; Metazoa; Arthropoda; Insecta; Hymenoptera; Megachilidae
Gene: Trmt61
Product: tRNA (adenine(58)-N(1))-methyltransferase catalytic subunit TRMT61A
Exons: 4
Coding region: 116-1087 (323 amino acids)
Biological process (GO): tRNA methylation
Cellular component (GO): nucleus; tRNA (m1A) methyltransferase complex
Source: RefSeq, a predicted model, not a curated record